This is a messenger RNA of Megalobrama amblycephala (Wuchang bream), 2202 nucleotides long. It is a transcript of the gene serhl, whose product is annotated as serine hydrolase like. The transcript is spliced from 13 exons. The coding region runs from base 666 to 1649 and encodes 327 amino acids. NCBI's taxonomy places the organism in Eukaryota, Metazoa, Chordata, Actinopteri, Cypriniformes, Xenocyprididae. The record is from RefSeq and is a predicted model, not a curated record.
CCUGGAAUACAAUGACAGUUUGUGUUAUAAAUCAGCACAUUGUACUUUGUAAAUGUAUAUGUUUGCGAAUGCGUAGAGUUGAACUGUCAAGAAUUAACACAGAAUGUCAUUCAUUGCUGCUCUUAUCAUGUAGCUGUUGGCCUCUGGCUACAUUAUGGGGUUUCCUAAAUAUAUAGAGGCUGAAUGCACUACGCCGAACUAGUACAGAAAUUAUAUGAAAUGAUAAAGCAGGUAUCAAAAUUACAGCAUAUUUCAUUGCUCGCUAGCGUUUACCUGAUGUUUUGUGUUUCAGUUCCGGAUGCGUGAAGCCACGAUUAGUACAAAAUGCCAAAUUGUGACCGGAUAUUUUCAAUAUAAAAGUAGGACGAGAAAUAGCAAUGAAUUUACGUUUGUGAAAUAUAGCACAGUAUUUUCUAGUGGUAAACUAGUUAUACAUUUUGAAAAUGCAUUGUUUUAUUUUAUUUUGUCAUUUAGGUACGAAAUUGUCGUUCAGUUGAAAAGACUUUUAUUUUGAAAUCACCACUCCAAGGUUACUGGCCAGGAUGCGCUUUGCUUACAGUGCGAGAUGUGCUUGUAAAUAGUAAACUUCAAGAACAGCCAAUUAAUAUCCCUCGACCUUCUCCCUCUCAUGUAAGGGGGUUUAAACUUCACUGCAAGGUGUGAGAAUGAUUCCUGCGUUCACAAGUCUCAGACACUUUGGCACAACUGCAAUGAGGAGAGCAGCGUCUGAGUUCCGACUGACUGUCCCAUGGGGAGAGAUGAGAGGUCAGGUUUGGGGUCCUUCUCAUGGUCGUCCUGUGCUGUGUUUGCACGGUUGGGCUGACAACAGCGGGACGUUCAAUACUCUGAUUCCAUUGCUUCCUAAAGACUGGAGAUUCGUAGCCAUUGAUUUUCCAGGUCAUGGUCUCUCGUCUCAUAGGCCUGAUGGAUGCUUUUACACCUUUCCUUUGUAUGUGGCAGAUGUUCGGCGAGUUGUAGAAGCUCUUCAGUGGAAGCGAUUCUCUAUUAUUGGACACAGUAUGGGUGGGAAUGUGGCGGGAAUGUUUAGCGCGUUAUACCCUGAGAUGGUUGAAGCUGUAGUUCUCUUGGAUACUUUUGGAUUCCUCCCGACAGAAGUGCCUGACAUGUUUGAAAACAUGAGAAAAGGGAUAAAUGAUCAAAUCCAUUAUGACAACAAGAUGGAUGAAAGGAAAGAGAAGGUGUACACGUACGAGAAAGCCAAAGAAAGGUUGAAGAUUGCAAACCCCGUUCUUUCCGAUCAUUCCGCUGAUAUUCUGUUGGAGCGAGCAGUCAGAGAGGUUGAGGGAGGAUUUAUAUUCACCAGAGACUUCAGGAUCAACCUGAAAAACAUUGUGAAUAUUAGUAUGCAACAAGGCCUCUACAUGCUGUCACUAAUUAAAACCAGAGUGAUGCUACUGCUGGCAAGUGAGGGUCUAUUCAAAACGUUUGCUCUACCUAAUGGAUAUGGUGAUAUGAUUCGGAAGAGCUGGACUGAUCAAAAAGCCACCAUUAUUGACAUAGAAGGAGACCAUCACAUUCACCUCAACAAACCCGAGUCCGUGGCCUCCAUAAUCACUGAUUUCCUUCAGUCACACAGUCCUGACAAAACAGAGAGUGAAUGUGACAACAAUCAGACUUCGAAAUUGUAACACACACACAUGCAGAUUCAAAUAAUGAAGUUUACUGAUCCAAAGUAUUCACAUCAUUAACCAAUUCUCAUAAUUUUGUGUUAUACUGCGAUACUUUUUUUUUAAGCAUAACAAACUUAUUUUCUCAUAUUACAAAAGGUGUUUUGUUAAAAAAGACAUUCUGAACAUUUGCAGUGUUUUGCACUCCAUUCAUCCAUUCGUCUUCCAGUUUUAAUGCUGGUGGAAAUCACCCACACAACACACACCUCACAGGAGGUAUGGUGCUUUUUGAGAUAUGGAUUUGCAAAAUGCAUUGCUUUGAAUUUUGGUCUUCCCAUUAAGUCAGUUAAGGAUAUGAAUACCUUUUGUUAAUGACUCUCUUUAUGUUGUGUAAUUAAAAUGAAAUGCUGCUGACAUUAACUGUAGUCUUAAAACAAAAAAAGCUUUAGUACCAAAUCAUCUUUACACAUUACUAGAUUUAAUCUACUCAAAGAAAAGCUGGCCAUAUGAUACAUAUAAAAGUUUUUUUUGUGUGAAAACGUCUAUUAAUGUUAAUAAAUAUUAAUUAAAAUCA